AUGCAAUGCUCUUACGACACAAGAGGCAAUAGUGUCCCAACUAUACUUUUACUAAUGCAAGAAAGAUUAUAUGUGCAAAGUGGUCUAAAGGCAGAAGGGAUUUUUCGGAUAAAUCCAGAGAAUAGCCAAGAGGAGCAUGUUAGGGACCAACUCAACAGAGGAAUUGUGCCUGACAACAUUGAUGUCCAUAUUUUAGCUGGUCUGAUCAAAGCUUGGUUCCGAGAACUCCCGUCUGGUGUGCUUGAUGGGCUUUCCCCAGAAGAAGUGUUACAAUGCAAUACAGAAGAGGAAUCUGUUGAGCUCGUAAAACAACUGAAACCGACUGAGAGUGCAUUGCUUAACUGGGCAAUUGAUCUAAUGGCUGAUGUAGUCGAACAAGAGGAAUUCAAUAAAAUGAAUGCUAGAAAUAUUGCUAUGGUUUUUGCCCCGAAUAUGACUCAGAUGUCAGAUCCAUUGACGGCUCUUAUGCAGGCUGGUCAAGUAAUGAACUUAUUGAAGACAUUGAUCAUUAAAACGUUGCGAGAACGUGAAGAGGCAGAAGCGGGAAGAUACUCACCGACGUCAUCACGUUCCUCGAAUAUUGGGCGAACGGACGAGGAAUAUGAGAGCCAACAAGAGAUGGAUACUAGCUGUGAAUCAACAGGGCCGGCAUCUGAUGAUGACGAUGAGCAACCCCGUUACAGCACAAGUAGCGAAGACAGAGACGAAGUUAGAUCACCGAGCGAAAUAGAAGAAUGCUUCCUAAGGCAAUUGGACGAGAAUGAAAAUGCAAAAAAUGGUUUUCGGAAACAAUUAGAGGGAAUUUUGAGUAGAGAGAAAGUGAGUCCUGGAGGUGGUUCUACAUUCAACGAUGAUUCUCAUGUUCCAUUAUCCGACAGCAAGACAGCUAGUUCCUGUGUGAGCAUGGACGAUGGAGAAGACUCGAGAGCAAUGAACGUACGGUUAACAUCUGCAGCCAUUAAAGACGUGGAUACGUUAGACAACAAUGUGGUAGAAUCUCCGCUUCCCCCUGCGCAAUUGUGCGUUCCUAAUUAA
Fraxinus pennsylvanica is the source of this 1035-nucleotide messenger RNA. Lineage: Eukaryota; Viridiplantae; Streptophyta; Magnoliopsida; Lamiales; Oleaceae. The record is from the annotation of a GenBank genome assembly.